AUGCGCGGCCUAGGAGCUGUCGCCGCGCUCGCCGCGUCAUUAUCAACGAUAUCUCAAGCCCAAAGCCUCGACGACUUCGCCUCCCCUCCGAAUAUCUACCGCCCCAAGUUCAGAUAUUGGCUCCCUGAUGCCGAAGUCGACAUCGAAGCAGUCAAACGCGACGUGGCCGAAAUAGCCUCCGUCGGCGCCGGCGGCCUUGAAUUCCUACCCUACUACCAGUUCCAAUCGCCCUCAGCAAACUGGUCCACCUACGGCUACGGCAUCAACGCGUCUCGCGCCGUCUUCCGCACGGCGAUGCAAGCGGCUGCAGAUAAUGACCUCCUCUUCGACUUUUCAAUUGGCGCGAACCAGGGGCAGGGCGUGCCCUCGGAGCCGGAGAGCGUUGGGCUAGCGCUGGAGUUGGCAUACGUCAACGUCACAGUCAUGCCAGGACACGCAUUCAACGGCACCCUCCCACUCUCAACCCAGCCCGCGAGCCCUUCUCUCCACCUCUUCAUGCACCCCUGCGAGGAAUUUGGCCAGCAGAAUUUGUCCUUCGUUCUAGCCGUCGAACAAACCACCGCAUCCGACGCUUCAUCCACCGCCGUCAACCUUAGCCGCGUCAUAGACAUCACCGCCUCAGUCGACAAAUCCACGAGAUCAAUCUCAUGGACACCGCCCACAGACUCCCAGAACACAUGGCGUUUAAUGGCAUGGUACACACGCUACACCAACCAGCGCUCCAUCGACGCUGCGCCUGACGCCGUGUCGUGGUUGCAGAACGGGUCCUGGAUCACCGACCACUUCAGCGCCGCGGGGGCGAAGAAGUUGACGGGCUUCUUUGACGAGUUUAUCAUCCCUGAAGAGGAGGAUAAAAAGCUCCUCGCUCGCGUGGGGAAGUAUGCCUGGGAAGAUAGUAUGGAAAUGGACACAGCCCUCUGGUGGACGCACGACUUCGCCGACAGCUUCCGCAUACAAAGGGGACACGACAUCGCAACCUGCCUCCCCUUCCUCAUACAGCGCGAAAACUACUGGGCAGCGCAGAACUUGCCCUACGGCGAAUCAUUCCUCUCGCAGGACAACAACACUCUAGUCUCGCGCUGCAACGACGACUAUCGCCUCACACUCCAACGCGGAUACGAGGAAUACAUUCGCGCAACGUCGGAAUGGGCCCACGAACGGGGGCUGGAGUACUCCAAUCAGCCAGCUUACAACCUGCCCCUGAACAUGCUCGACUCAAUUCCCCUCGUCAAUGCACCCGAAGGCGAAUCGCUUGGCUUCAACGACUCGCCCUCCCUUUACCGCCACCUCUCCGGCCCAGCCCACAUGGCCCGCAACUCCGUCAUCUCCUCCGAAGCCGGCGCUGUCAACGGCGCAUCCUACACCCAAACCAUCCAAGACCUCCUCUGCACCGUCCGCCGCGGUCUCGCUGGAGGGGUGAGCAUGAAUGUCUUCCAUGGGUACGCGUACUCGGGCGUCUACGCACAGACGACGUGGCCUGGGUACACCGUCUUCGCGUACACGUUUACGGACAUGUGGGGGCCGAGGAUGCCGGCUUGGAGGAGUCGACACGACGGAGAGAACAGCACAGGGUUCAUGGCGGAUGCGAUGGCGUAUGUUGCAAGGAACCAGUUUAUCAGUCAAGCCGGUACCGCAAGGGUCGAUCUUGCGUUCUAUCAGUAUGCGGCACCAUUCGCCAAGGACGUCUAUGGAAGUGAUAACCUCGAGAAGAUGGGCUUCACAUACGACUACCUUGGGCCUGGGAGCUUCUCUUCCUCAAACGCCAUUGUCGGCGAGGGGGGUGUCCUCGCGCCGGAUGGGCCAGCGUAUAAAGCCCUUAUCUUUGCCGACCAGACAAAGUUGACGCCGGAGAUGGCGGCGCAAACAAAGGCAUUCGCGGAAGCAGGGCUGCCGAUCUUUGUUAUUGGAAGCACGAACUUCCAGAGUGUUGGUGUCGAUGGAGCCGCUUCUGUUCCAGAGAUUAUGGCACAGGCUCUUGCCAUGGAGGGUGUUACUGUCCUUGCGUCCGUGGAGGAAUUACCUGCUGCUCUUGCUGCCCUCGAUAUCCGGCCUCGGGUUUCGUUUCCGCAAGACAACGCUGUCGAGAAGUGGUACACAUUCUCGCGGAGCACAGAAGAUGCGCAAAUUGCGUUCCUUUACAAUGACGGCGGAAACACCACGACUGCUAACAUCAGCUUCCUUGAUGUGGCUGGCAGGACGCCCUACACUCUGGACGCCUGGACUGGGUCGGUAUCGCCGCUUCUACAGUACACCAUCGAGGAGAACCACAUGGUCGUCCCGGUGACGCUAGCUGCGAACCAGACCACCGUCCUCGCUUUCUUCAAUCAGACCUCAGAUGCAAGCGAUGAAAACGGCACAUCCAUCCUGCCUCGCCCACUAAGCACUCACAUAACAUCCACCUUCGGCCCCCUCGAAGCCCUCCUCUACACUGCCACCCAAGACGUCAAUACAACCACCGCGACGAACAACACCCGCAUCACAGCGCACCUCGCACCCGGCACCUCAACAAUAACCUUCGCCACCGGCCACACCCUAAAGUUCACCGCCUCUCAGCUGCCAGAAGCAACAGAACUCGACGCAUGGAACAUCACAGUCAACGACUGGCGCAGCGAGCACGACUUCUUCUCCACGGAAACCGCGAUCACACCGCACCGAUUCCCCGACAUCCGGCUCGCUCCGUGGAAGGACAUGGACCCCGUAAACUUAGGUGACACGAGCGGUACGGCAGACUAUGAGACCACCUUCCCAACCCCUUUCUCAUCCGUCGCGGACCAGCGCUUGGGCGCUCGUCUUCACCUGGGCGCCAUUACCGACGCCGCGAUACUAUGGGUGAAUGGCGACAAAGUCGUCUUCGACGUCAACAGCUCGCCUGAUGUGGUGGUCGAUAUCACGAACUACCUCAACCCUGCAGGUGCCGACAACGUGGUCAAGGUAGAAGUUGCUUCGACGCUGUACAAUCGUGUACGAGCGGACCAGGAUAGCAUUAUGACGUUUGGUGUCGCUGCUUCCGUGGCGGGUGCUAGCUUUUUCAAGGCUAAUCCGACGAAAGAGUAUGGACUCAAAGGUCCUGUGUCGGUUCAAUGGGUUGAGGUUGUUGACGUGCUUUGA
This is a messenger RNA of Colletotrichum aenigma, 3108 nucleotides long. RefSeq lists its product as uncharacterized. NCBI's taxonomy places the organism in Eukaryota, Fungi, Ascomycota, Sordariomycetes, Glomerellales, Glomerellaceae. The transcript has 5 exons. The record is from RefSeq and is a predicted model, not a curated record. The coding region runs from base 1 to 3108 and encodes 1035 amino acids.